Cylicocyclus nassatus is the source of this 350-nucleotide messenger RNA. NCBI's taxonomy places the organism in Eukaryota, Metazoa, Nematoda, Chromadorea, Rhabditida, Strongylidae. The record is from the annotation of a GenBank genome assembly.
UAAUAGUUCCUAAACUUGCUAUUAAGUAUGAAAAUCGUGUUGUUCUUGGUGCUCGUAUCAAGUGUUAGCUCUAAGCCUGAUAUCUGUAAACAACCCAUCGAUCGAGGCUACCCGAAUAGAAUAUUUUCAGUGGCUGACUUAGUGUAUGGCUACGAUAAGGAUAAGAACAAAUGUGUCGAAUUUUUCUACAGAGGUUUUGGUGGUAACGAAAAUCGAUUCGAUUACAAAGUCGAUUGUGAGAAGAAGUGUGUGCAACCAACCGAAAAGGAACCAUUUGACGAAAAUGAAGUUGUAUAGUAAUUAAAAGAUACAUACUCUCCUGACAUUUGUCACCAAAAUUGUUCCCCAAC